CAAUGACCCGAUCGUCUGUUACAAUCAUAUAUAUUAUGGCGACUACAAAAAAAACAGCUGAGCAAGUAUUUGUUGUCGGGGUAGGAAUGACAAAGUGAGAAACCAGUGCAGAUUAAAAACUUUCGUGACCUUGAGCUUUAUUUUUCAGUGUGUAUCGCAAUUUAAAAUUUUAAACUCAAUUUAUGCUUAAUAAUUAAGCUUAUUGUAAUCAGUAAAUUGUUGUUCUUCUUUUUAAGGUUUGAGAAGCCACUUACCAAGAAAUGGGACUAUCCAGGUAUACAUAUAAUUCUAAAAUUGACUUUAAAAUAGUGAUAUUAAUAUCACUAUUUUAAAAUCAAUUUUAGAAUUAUAUCUGAGUCAUGCCAGUUUUGUUCUAGCGGAAGGUCAGUAAGAGGGACAACAUUUCCUAAGAUAUCCCAGCAUUUUACUGUGGUCAUAACUGUCGUCUGAUUGUUAGAAAACCUUAAGACCUCAAUAAUCAGAGGUCAUUGCAUGAGCAGAUGUACAUGCACCUUUCUUUUGUCUUUGGACGACAAGAAAUAUUGGUUUUCCACCAAACUAUAGUCUAUGUAUGUAUGAAGGUGAGGUUUGGUGGAAAGUUUUUUCAUCAAAAAUAUUGUCUUUCCUCUCCUGUCCUGUUGCGUAAGUUCAAUAAUAAUGGACUCUGAGGGAAGCUGAUGGAUGUGUGUAUUGUUUUUACAGAUAUGGCAAGGGAGGCUGGAACAGCAGCACUAAAAGAUGCUGGGAUUUUGUAUCAGGAUGUGGAAGCUGUCGUAGCAAGCUACUGCUAUGGUGAACCAACCUCAGGUAAAGUGCAGGUAGCUGCAAAGUUUUGGAUGAUUUUUGAUUCCUUUCUGUCGUUAUAUACUUCAGUCAAACCUCCUCAAUAUGGACAACAAAGGAACAGAGAUUUGGGAUCCAGUGAGGUGUCUCAUCAUUACUGAUAGCAAAGGGACAGAGCCAAGUUUUGGUAUUACAGAGGGGUCUCUUUAUUAUUGACACCAAAGAGACAUAGCCAAGUGUCUAUUUUACAGAAUGAUGUAACAGAAUGUAUUAUACUGGUAUAUUAGGGAUUGCAUAAAAUAGCAUAACUUGCAAAGUAGUCAGUUUUUCUCAACAUCAGCCUUUUUGAAAGUGUGAAAUUCAAGACUUACCAUGAACUCUCACAUAAGCCAGUCACAUGCCUGUUGAGUCUGUGAGGCUUCCCUGUUAGCAGAGGCCUUUUUUCCCUGGUAUUUGGCAGGCGGGAGGAAAAGAGACCUCUGCCAUGGGCAGAAACGGACUUUGAUGAAGCCGCCGUCCAUGCUUAUGGACGGUGCUUUGCAAAACGCACGCUCCUUGUAGUGUUUACUAACAGUUUCUUGAGCCUGAUUAAAAAAAAAACUUUCACGCUGUAUGUGUUCUUGUUCAACCACUUUUACAAGACUAAUUUUUGUGUGAUCGAAGUUUUAUGAUUAUAGCAGAGGCCUCUUUUCCCUGUAUUCCUUUUUGUUCACGCGCUACGGUCAGUUACACAUGAAUUUGAGUUUGCUGUUUACUGUUCCUCUUAAGAGGACAGUAAACAGCGAACUCAGAAUCCUUCAAAAUUGCUCAAAAUACCACUUCUGAGGCAAAGGUUCUGUAGGUAAGGUAACACAAUGUUCAUUCAGCAUUGAACCAUGCACAUAACCAGCAAUAUACCACCUCAGAUGAAGCAAACAGUAAAUCCAGCACAUUUACUAUAAAAUUACAAAUAUUAUACAAUUAAUCAGUUUCACAAACAGACUGUGCACACUUUGCAUGGGCUCUCUGUUGAAAUGGAAAUCAUCACAUUCGUUGACAAAAAAACUACAUGAAUGUAGCUAUUCAGAUCCAGGUACUUUGGAGAAAAACAGAGAAACUAAAAUCUUUAUUGAGAGCUUUAAAAGGCUUUAACAGAGCUAGGUCAUCGGUACUAUAUAAACUGCAUCUGAGGUCAAAUCCUGUCAAAAAUAAACCACAAUAAGCAUAAAACAGACCAGCUUCAUGACUUCCAGAUGUUAUACUCAGAACGACAAAAAUAUAAUUUUCUCAUUCAAAGUUUAGAUACUCCCAGUGCUGUGCUCCGUGCACUGCAUAACCUACGUGAGCUUGUGAGUUGCGUUUAGCCUGUCAACACUGUGUUUCAAACUUAAUCAUGUACUACAAUGUUCACAUGAUGAUUAGGUCUCCAAGCAACAGCGGUGCAUGCUCAACAAAGCCUGUUCCGCCCAUGACAGAGGUCCCUUUUCCUCCCACCCACUGAGUACCAGGGAAAAGAGGCCUUUGCUAGCAAGGAACUGUUAGGCAAGAGUUAAAAAAAAAGCUGACUCAGGGCUCAAAUAAAAGUCCUGUGCUGUAGUCUGGGAUAAGUGGAUUUUCUAGCUGGGCAACCAACUUUUAAAGCUUACUAACCCAACAAGCAUGAGUCCAGGUAAGUCAUCUUCUAACAAAAUCAUUAACUAAGACAAACAAGAAGCAGCCCUUAGGAAGCAAAAUAUGAGAGCUGCCUUGCCCAAAGGACAAGCCAGAAUUCAACUUUUUUUUUCAAGCCCUGUGGCUGUUAGUUUCCCAUAUAACAAAAAGGAUCUCUUCCCAGUCUCACUCAUGUACAUUUUUGUUGUUGCUCCAGGGUAACCUUUCAUUUGAUGAGUGCUUACCUUGAACUACAAGAACACUAAGUGUUUUUGUAGUUCAAGGUAAGCAGUCUAGGUACAUCUGGGAUCAAAAGAUUUGUCUGUAAUAGGUAGCUGUCUGUAUUUUAGAGGAAUGACCCCUUAUGGAGAGUUUGACAAUUUACUGUGAAACUCAGAAAGCUGUGAGCAGUCAGCACUGCAAUAUUUUAGGAAUGCACUGUGUUGCAAAGAGUCAGGUGUGAGAAAACUAACUGCAAGCUAUUUGUUUUAAUUGACUACUUCACAAUCAAUGAUUCUUGAAAUACAGUUUUUCAGGUGAUCACCAUUUCUGAGUUUGACAGUAAUAUUAACUGGAAUUUUUUUGAAAUAUAAGAAGAUUCUCUUGUUUCAUUUGUAGGUCAAAGAGCAGUUUAUGGUAUGUAGUUCUUUAAAUUUCAGUGUGUGAAUUGUACCGUGUAAGUAUUGGUAAUGAUGUGUAACUGAUGAGGCUCCAAAGCGGCUUAGCCAUUAGCCAACUUAGUGGAGGGCUGCUGAAGUAAAUCAGUUGUAGUUCAAAAAGAAAUAAUUUCAGGUAAAAGGGUGUCAGCUUAAAUUGAAAUUUUUUUUAAACCUGAAUUUAAUUUGACCUGUAUCAUAGCCAUGCUCAGUGCCUUUUGCCAGAAUGCAUUCGAUUUUCAUUUAAACAUUUGAUGUUUAAGGGUAUUGGGCAAAAUUUGGAGCAGAAAUUAACCCUCUCACAGCUUCCUUUUUUUUGAGGCCCCUGGGACUGUCCCUUUUGCCCUUAAUCUUACUCAUUUGAAGGGUUACUUAAAAAGAAAAAAGCCUCAAGGUAACCGUGAUGAGCUGCUAGUUUCUUCUUUCAAAAAGCCUCAUGUUUGCUUGUAAAGAAGAGGGAGAUUUUGAUGUGAGAUCAAACAUCACUGGGCAUGUCCAGCUUGUUCUGAUAGGAUGACUGUUAACUGUUUUACAUCUAUGUUUCUUUGGAUUAACUAUUAAAUCACUAGCAUACACUGUCCUUGUUUCAGAGCUUGGUCUGACAGGUGUCCCUGUGUUUAACACAAACAACAACUGCUCUUCUGCAUCAUCUGCCCUUAUGCUGGCUAGAUUAUUGGUUCUCAGUGGACAGUAUGAGUGUGUUUUGGCAUUAGGUAAGGUAAAAUGUAUCAGUCGAUACCAUCCAAUUAUGUGUAAGUCAACAGUGAUGGGAGGGAAUUUGGGCUUUUAUAAAGUAUGCUUACUUGCCUUCGUUAUGACUUCACUGUAUUACAAUCAUGGAACACUGGCAGCCCGGUUUAUUCUUGGCAAAUCUCAGUCUGUGGAGCAGACGUUUUUUGUGUGUGUUUUUCAUAGUAAGAGGCCAAACAAUAAAAUUACAGGGGAAGGGGGGUGAGAGAAAGAACACAGAGAGAAUAAAACAGCUGUUCCGUAUUUGCCUUUUUCCCUCACACCUUCCCUCAUCAUAAACUCAUUUGACCUCUCUUUUGCUUUUGUCCAGCUUUACCUCUUGCAUUUUGUGCCACAAACAAAAAACACAACAACAACAACAACAACAACAAAAAACGCCUGCCGGCCACACAGGCUAGCCAUAUCUUUUUUUCCCGUUUUUCUCAAGUCAGGCGAUUCAGUGGACUCAUUUUUUCAGUCAAUUUGAAAAGUUGUCAUUUCUGAAUAAUUAUUGAAAGGACGUGUUAAAAUUUCAGUCCGAAAUACAGAAUAUUCUUUGAAAUAUGUGAUAUUUAAAACUGGGAUCUAUUUUAAUUUUUUGAAUAUAUCAUCCGAAAUCUUUAGUGUGGACAUUUGUAAAGGAUUAUGGCAAGUAGAGAAUCUAAAAGUUUUUAAAUUUUAUAGUCUACCUACGACAGUGUAAGUAGUCUUGCAUCAGCAAUUGUUUUUUAAUGGUUACUCUACUUCCGUAUUGUUAAAGGAAAAAAUCGAAUUUAGUGACAGUGUAAGUAGACUAAUCCAAAACGUUUAAUGCUAUUGUCUGUUCAUUUUUGUUUCAAUUUGAAGGUUUUGAGAAGAUGGAGCGAGGAUUAUCGGAAAGGUUUCAUGAUCGCGCAUCUCCUGUUAAACGUCACAUGGAUCACAUGAUAGCGAUCGGUGCCGCACCAGGACUAGUGAACCCACAAUUAAACACCAUGACAUCUGAUGUAAUCAAGGUAACAAUUGAAUACUGCGUUCGCACUAGAGAAAAACUAGAAUGCGGUGGACACGCGAGGAAAAAAGGAAAGGGAAGCGUCCCUCCUUCCAGUCGCGCCUAUCACAUUUUCGCGCUUCUUGACACAGGUAUCGCAAGCUCACGUCGAGUGAGAUUCGUUGUUGCAUAUUAAACAGAAAUAUUACAAAUAGCGUGUAUAGGGAUUUUAGCGAUUGUCAGUUAAACGGACAAAAAUAGCAUUAAAAAUACGGUAGAACUACAACUGUCUUGAAUCGCGUUCAAACGGCCACCAAAAACGCUGAGAAAUGAAAUAUAGAAAGUAAAAGCAAAAUAGAAACAAGAAGACUGGCAAGGUAAGAAAUUCUGACGUAUUUUUAAUGGUAUUUUUGACCGUCAAAAUAACGCGAUCGCUAGAAUCUCCAUACAAAUGUUGUUUUGCCAAUGUGUAAGGUCAUUUCGUAACGUUUGUGUAAUACGUAGCCUCCCUUGCAGACGUUCUUCUCGUGGGGCAGGAACGCGUGACGAACCAUUAAGAACGUCUGCGGGGGAGGCUAUGUAAUACGCGUUGAGAACAACAUGUACUUUAUGUUGCGUAUUCUUUCGCUCAGCGUCUAGUCUGCGUACAGACGUCUUCAAUUUAUUGAUUUUUCUUCCUUGGAAGUUUGCUUUUUGUUUGGGAAACCGAAUGAUAUUGUCAUUUGCCUCAUCUCUCAGAUCUCUCAGUCGUCUAGUCGUAAGAGCCAGGCUACUGUUUUUUAUUAUUUAUUCAAAGCGAGUAUUUUGUUUAGUUGAAUGGCAAAACAAAAAUAUUAAAAUCUUUGUUACCCUAAAAAAUCACUCCGUCAGGCUAUUUGCUAUCUUCUUAAAAUGCUAAAACGUGUCUUUGCAUCAAUUGAAUUCCAAAGAUAAUGGUCCAGUAUUAUUAUUUAAGACUAUAUUCAGGCAAGUUGUAUAGUGGCCUGCGUCACAGACGUAAUUUAACCUCGGUUAGGCAGCUCCGAGAUCCUUGUUCUGGGUCCUCAACGGACUCAACGAAUUACCGAACUGAAGUGGGUUUCGAAUUUUCCUUCAUCCUGAUUGGCAAAUCGACAAUGGCUUUUUAAAGAGCCAAUCACAGCGCGUGCUUAAAUCCUGGUACACAGAUGGGGGCCCAAAACAAGGAUUUCGGUGCUGCCGCGCAGACGGACAUAACCAGAGUUUAAUUUCGCCUGUGGUGCAGGCUAGUUGUAAUGCUCCCACACAAUAUCAUUUUUUAGUGCUCCCUGAGGAAAUUUGUUUAAUAUCUUCUUCAUAACUCUAUAGGAGCAUUUUAUGUUUGGGCUAAAGCAGUAAGUAACGACUUCAGCACAGAAUUGAUCUAAAACAGCAAUAUGCUGGUGGCAUGGUCCCUUUAAGCUCAUUUUUGUCACGUGUUUAAUACACAGCUCUUUGCAUAUGCCGCACAAGAGCACAGUACGAAAUAUGGAAGUACUUUAGAGCAGUGUGCAAAGAUUGCUUACAAGAAUCACAAGCACAGCGUACAUAACCCAUAUGCAUGCCUGAGGAAGGAGAUUCCUUUAAAAUAUAUCAGUGAAUCAAAGACCAUAUGCAAACCUAUUACACUCGCCAUGUCGGCGCCCACAGCAGAUGGGUCAGCAGCUGCUGUUGUGUGUUCAAGAGCCUUCAUGGAGUCCAGGGGAAUGCAGGUUAGCCUUCGAACUGGCCGUGAGAUCUUUAAUACCCUGGGUUCUAGAAUUUUUUUCUGCCUUGCGGCGAUCGGCUGCCUCGGAGAUUUUUCGGGCCGACGCGUCUUCGACCAACGACAGAAACCGGAAACCGUGCAAGAAAAGUCUCUCUUUGGCACCCAUGGUAGAUCUCUAACAACCUCCUGGGAAAAUCUUGACGAGGAAUCACAUUCGUGAUUGUUCUUUGUGCUAGAUACAAUAAUAAACGAAGGUCUUACGAUGUAGUCACUUGUGGUAGAAAACACAGCAAGGAAAUGAGAGAGCGGAUAGCGAAGGUAACUAUUUCUCUGUCUCCAGAAACAGUGACUAUCGAUAUACAGCAACCACAACCGACUGUGGUGAUACAAAUAGUAAUGCGUAAAAUCACCUUUUAGUUAUAACCUGAAGAAAACUCUUAAGUAGUCGAAAGGUCGCCAUCUAGGUCUCAGGUGAUUACAUCGUGAGACAAAUCAUCAAUUCUAUUUGAGGUGCGUGGUUACCCUUCACUACCCUUGAAUUGCUAUUUACUCUCUCACUAUAGCUAAGUAUAAAAAAACAUAAUUUUCUUGUUCCUUUCAUAUAAGAGAAAUCGUAGAACUCAUCGCAAAUAUUUGAUAAGAGAACUAGAAUAAUCUUAUUUGGGGGUCUCCAUUUACGAGUAUGUUACAGACACUUCCCGCUGUAAUCAAAGGUCUCAAAUAUACAGGAAAACUUAUUCAUCAACAACCUCUUACGUCGAUUGUCACCAAAAUCUGAAAAAAUCGUAAAUGCGGUUCUAAAUGCUCGUUUUUGUAAGCAUUUUAAACAAUAGCAAUUCCCGAGUUGCCCCAAGCUUCUGUUUGAAAACGAGGCCAAGUGCGAAGCCAUUACUGAUAGGAAAUGCUACCACAACAACAACAGUUUAUUCGAUUGUCAAAUGAGUUAGGUCUAUGUUACCCACAAUUAGCGGAGCUAUUCUAGGUGGGCAGCAAUACAAUAAUUGUCUUCUAUAAAGUCGGCAAAGAACUUAAGUAAGGAAAAAGCGAAAAUAAAAUGAAAUAAAUGAAUAAAUAAAAGGUAGCACCUAUAGUUGUAAGGAAGGAAAACACUUUAACUGAAUAAAGAGUUCAGGUAGGAACUGGCAAUAGUACUCAUGAUUUUUAUUCUCAUGCAAAUAAAACGAAUUUUCAUAAGAAAGGUUUGGCACUUAGCCUCGUUUUGAAAGUGAGAAUUUUGGAACUCCAAAAUGGCCUGUUGUAUCAACUUAAGGCCGCGGUGAAUAUUCAUACUAAUCAGGUUAAGCAGCAAUAUUUUCACGUAGUUUAGAGAACUUCUUAAACUUCUUCAAAAAUUCACAGGGAAAACCAAUUGUUAUUAAUACCUAAGAGCUAGAAUACAAAAAAUAAAAAGUGAUAUUGAUCUUUCCAUUCUAUUUCUUAUUGUAAAAUUCAAGCCACUCUACUCGUUGUCAUCACUGCUAGUUCACUUCAUAAUGUGAUCUGAGUGAACAGGGCUGUCCGGCAGAUAUUCACAGGCAUACCAACCGAACUAAUUGGGUAGUUUCUUUGUUUAAGAGUAAAGCUGUGGAAAUUGUUGCACAGCAGAUGGUCACAGACCUACCAUCCUCGUUUGAGCAGAGCUUUAUGGAUUUAGCUGGUGUUGGUAUGGCUCGUAAGGCUGCUGAAGACUGCUACAGAUCGUCAGGUCUUACCCCUCGAGAUGUCGACGUGCUUGAGGUGCACGAUUGCUUUUCCUGUAACGAGGUUAGUUGUCUACUGUAAAUAUUAUUUUCUUUCGUUAGAAUAAAAAAAAGAAAAAAAAACUGAUUGACCUUGACUUUGUAGGGGUGGCACAAUUGCUGGUAACCCAGUAGUUUAUAUUGUAGCCCACAAAAAUGGACGAAAACAAAUACAGUGAUAUUAAAAUUAACACAGCAGGUACUGAGUAUCCCAACUAGGGGGAUGCAAACUAGUUGGCCAUUAACCCUUUAAGCCCUCAGAGUGAUCAGCAUCUAAUUUCUCCUUGUAAUAUCAACGCUUUGUAAAACAGAGUGGUCAUGAGAAUUACGGACAUGAUCACACGAGAUGAAUUUGCUUGAUAUUUUAUCAACUUCUCCCCACUUCUUCUGUAGGAACGAAUAGAAGCAACAAAUGAGAAUUCAAAUUUUGAUCUUGGGGUUUAAAGUGUUAGUGAGCAAUGCCAAGGAGUUGAACUCGGGCCUUCCUAGAGCAAAUUUAGUUAGCGGUUAGAGCGAGACUUGAAAUUUGGACCUCCAGAUUUUCAAGUCCAGCACGCUAACCGCUCGUCCAAGCUUUUGUGUCUCGGAACAACGGCCUUUGACCUGCGUUGUUUCAGUGUCUUCCUCAGUCGUGUGGUGUGAUCUGAUUUAGCGGUCACGCGAUUGUCAAUAUUGUGUGGGAUAAAUAGUUUGUGUGACUUAGUCAUGUUGAGGAGAAACGAGAGUUGCCAGUUUCAAUGUCAAGCGGUGUGAGAAAUAAUGCCGGCAACAAACUCGAGCUAUUACGUCCAGUUUGUUGGCUUAUUAAUUUCUUUGGAUCGUUGCACAAAAUCUCUUCCAGAUUAAACGCGCACCGUUUUUCUAACUUUUUUGACACAUUAAUCAAAGCAUAUUGAGAAUAUUGGCGGUAGGUCUGAUUUGUUUUGCUCGUGACCCAACUGAAAAAAAUUGAGUUCAAUGUUCACAUGCCAUUUCUACAUUUUAUUUCAGCUCUUCAUGUACGAAGCUAUGGGACUUUGUCCACCCGGAAGGGGUGGAGAGCUAAUUGACUCGGCAAAAUGGGUUCCCAAUAAAAAAGGUAACAUUUUUUAAAACUGAAUUUUUCCAUUUUAUUUUUGAAAUUAAAAAAUAACUUCAAAGGUCAGUAAAAGUCAUUAGAGUCGUUAAUGAGGACGCGCUGGUCCCCAGAAGUCUUUGCGAACGUUAACUGGACCCAGUUUCCCUCUUGUUUGUAAAGUGGCAGGUAUUGGUUUUGUCUGUGUAGGUGGAGCAGUUUGUCGUGUUGGAGGAAGAUGGGUGGUGAAUCCCUCAGGAGGAUUAGAGUCAAAAGGUGAGUGAGAUUCUUUAAACAUACUACAUAAAGCCCGUUGUCUCAAUGAAACUUACCAUAUCCAGGUUUUUUGAGACAGCUUCUGAGGUCAAUGAGCAUGUGUACGACGUCACCGUGAUAAGGUGACUGCGUCUACAUGGUAACCUUACACAAGGACGAAGAUCGGUGGAUAUUUCCCUUGUCCCUGUACGGUGCUUUCCCUCGGUCAAUUCGCUCUGGUGACGUAUCCGAGGUGAACGGGCGGGAAACACACUCCAAUCACUUCUUCGCUGUUCGGACCACGUGGCCCGAAACGCAUUGGCCGCGCGGUAUCAUGAAGCCUAGGGACUAGAAAAGGUGGAUACUACGCUAAAGAUUUGUGAAAGCUUCCAUUUGAUGUGCAGUUUUUAAAGUUGAUCUCGUUUGGGUUGUAAAAAUUGUAUUUGAUAUUCAUUUUUCUUUUUAGGUCAUCCAAUUGGUGCCACAGGACUGGCUCAGUGUGCUGAGCUCAAUUGGCAGGUGGGUGUCCUGGUUUUUGUUCCUUGAAGCUGUCCGCUGCUACUUUAUUCCAGACGCAAUGGCUUAAAUCAGUUUACUUUUUUAUGGCUAAGCCUGCUGGAAAUCAGAAACCAAGAAAAAAUCUCUAUUUUCAUUUGUGCCGUCCAGCGGUUUUAGUGAAAACAAGAGUUUGGGCGGUUUGACCCGGGGUGCUCUGUCUUGCGGGCUCAUAAAUCCUGGUCUCGGUCAUUCUUAUCUAAGGAUUUUCUUUCUAACGCUAAGACUGUUUGAAAUUCCCUUUUCUUAUUCAAAUGCAUGCAUCUGUUCUGUUGUAGCUAAGAGGUGAGGCUGGCAAGCGGCAGGUUGAGGAAGCGACAGUUGCCUUACAACAUAACUAUGGCAUCGGAGGAGCAGCUGUUGUUACAAUGUACAGAAAAUACAAGCCAGCCUUUGAAAAUGCCAAAUUAUAGCAUUGUUUGGGAGCGCAGUUAGUGCUGGUCGAUAGCUGCAAAUCAUGCAAGAAACCGCAAUGAUCAAAUUCUGAAGGGCGAUUUCUUCUUGCUUCAUUGCUUGGCCUUCUGUACCUUACUGGCGUUUCUAUGAGACUGUCACACCCAACUGAUAAUGCCAAAAUCGCCGUACACCUCAUGCUGUUUCGCCUCCUCCGUGAAACUUUUGUUUGGAUCUGGCUCGCACCCCUCUCAGUCUGUCUUCAUCGUAAAACCUCGAUCAAAGUCGGCGGUGAUAAAAUACCACCGAGCUUUGAUCUGGUUUUGGUGGUUCUUAAAAGUGCUUGUUUUUUCCCUUUUUCUGAACUUUGGAAUCAUUGACAUAUCAUCAACACCAGGGCAAACAGACCUUUUGAAUUCCUCAGAGGCGCUGUGAGAGG
This is a messenger RNA of Porites lobata, 10907 nucleotides long. The record is from the annotation of a GenBank genome assembly. NCBI's taxonomy places the organism in Eukaryota, Metazoa, Cnidaria, Anthozoa, Scleractinia, Poritidae.